AUGCAAGCAACGCUAAAGGCGAUCCCUUUCUCCUUUCACAGACCUCCGAAACUCUACUAUCUCCUCUCUUCACAUUCUCUCUUUCCUUUGCGUCUCAUUUCUGCUUCGACAUUUUCAUCUUCUUCCUCUUCUUCGUCACAAUGGUUCGGCUUUAUCCGCGACGCCAUCUCCACGUCGGAUUUGAAGCUCGGGAAAUGUACACACGCGCGUAUCCUAGCGUUGGAGGAAAACCCAGAACGGUUCUUAGUCAACAAUCUCAUUUCAAUGUACUCAAAGUGUGGAUCACUCACUUAUGCUCGCCGACUGUUCGAUAAAAUGCCUGAAAGAGAUCUCGUUUCCUGGAACUCGAUUUUAGCUGCCUAUGCCCAGUUUUCCGAAGGGGUUCUCGAGAACAUCGAGGAGGCUUUUCUUCUUUUCCGGAUCUUACGCCAAGACGUUGUGUAUACCAGUCGAAUGACUCUAUCUCCACUGUUGAAACUCUGUUUGCAUUCUGGAUAUGCGUGGGCUUCAGAGGCAGUUCACGGGUAUGCUUGCAAGAUCGGUUUGGACAGUGACGAGUUUGUUUCAGGAGCUCUUGUCAAUAUUUAUCUGAAGUUUGGUAAGGUUAAGGAAGGUAGGGUUUUGUUUGAGGAGAUGCCUUACAAAGAUUUGGUGUUGUGGAACUUGAUGUUGAAGGCACAUCUGGAAAUGGGUUUUAAAGAAGAAGCAAUUGACCUCUCUUCUGCAUUUCAUAGAAGUGGCUUGCGUCCCAAUAACAUCACAUUGCGUUUACUCGCUAGAAUUACUGGUGAUGAGUCUGUAGAAGGACGUUUGAAGUCAGAGAUAAGAUCCAAUAACCAGAGAUUGACUAAACAUCUCCAGGCAAGACAGUAUUCAGCUCUUCUCCAAUGUUUUGCUGAUAUGGUUGAGUCCAACUUGGAAUGUGAUGAAGUCACAUUUAUCUUAGUGUUAGCUUCAGCUGUUAGAUUAGAUAGUUUAGCAUUAGGGAAGCAAGUUCAUUGUAUGACACUGAAGUUAGGAUUUGAUCUGAUGCUCACCGUUGGGAAUAGUCUGGUAAACAUGUACUGUAAGCUGAGGAAAAUCGGUUUUGCUAGGACAGUGUUUCACAGUAUGAGCGAACGAGAUUUGAUUUCGUGGAAUUCGAUCAUCGACGGGCUUGCUCAGAGCGGCCUAGAAGUUGAAGCAGUGUUGCUCUUUAUGCAGCUGUUACGUUGCGGCCUCACACCAGACCAGUAUACUCUGACGAGUGUUUUAAAGGCGACUUCUUCUCUUCCUGAAAGCUUGUCGCUGAACAAACAAGUUCAUGUUCAUGCGAUCAAGUUCAAUAACGUUGCAGACAGUUACGUAUCUACUGCUCUCAUUGAUGCCUACUCUCGGAACAGGUGUAUGCGAGAGGCAGAGGCUUUGUUUGAGAGGAACAGUUUCGACCCUGUGGCUUGGAAUGCCAUGAUGUCUGGUUAUACGCAGAGUCAUGACGGUCACAAGACUCUGAAGCUCUUCGCGUUGAUGCAUAAACAAGGAGAGAGAUCAGAUGAUUUCACGCUCGCAACAGUGCUGAAGACAUGUGGCUCCUUGUUUGCGAUGAAUCAGGGGAAGCAAGCACAUGCUUAUGCAGUCAAAUCUGGAUAUGACUUAGAUCUUUGGGUCAGCAGUGGAAUUUUGGACAUGUACGUAAAAUGUGGCGAUAUGAAGGCAGCACAUUUCGCUUUCAAUAGCAUUCCUGUGCCGGACGAUGUUGCUUGGACGACAAUGAUAUCAGGAUGCAUAGAGAACGGAGAAGAAGAGCGAGCUUUUCAUGUGUAUAGCCAGAUGAGGCUCAUGGGAGUGUUGCCUGAUGAAUUCACAAUAGCCACACUUGCGAAAGCGAGCUCUUGUUUGACUGCAUUAGAACAAGGCCGCCAAAUUCAUGCGAAUGCCCUCAAGCUGAAUUGCACAGGCGAUCCUUUCGUUGGAACGUCACUUGUGGACAUGUAUGCAAAGUGUGGAAACAUAGACGAUGCGUAUACUUUGUUUACAAGGAUUGAAAUGAGGAACAUCGCUGCCUGGAAUGCAAUGUUAGUAGGAUUAGCUCAACACGGAGAAGGUAAAGAAGCGCUCCAGCUUUUCAAACAGAUGGAGUCUUUGGGUAUCAAACCUGAUAAGGUCACGUUCAUCGGCGUUCUCUCUGCUUGCAGUCACUCAGGCUUAGUAUCAGAGGCACACGAGUAUAUCAAAACAAUGCAUCAAGACUAUGGCAUUAAACCGGAAAUAGAACACUACUCUUGUUUAGCUGAUGCGCUUGGCCGUGCUGGACUUGUUCGAGAGGCUGAAGAACUAAUCGAGUCAUUGUCCAUGGAAGCUUCAGCGUCAAUGUACAGAGCUCUGCUUGCUGCUUGCAGAGUUAAAGGAGACACAGAGACAGGGAAGAGAGUGGCAACUAAGCUUCUGGAGCUAGAGCCGUCCGAUUCAUCAGCUUAUGUGCUUUUAUCCAACAUGUACGCUGCUGCUUCCAAAUGGAGUGAGAUGAAACUUGCUCGGGUAAUGAUGAAAGGGCAGAGAGUGAAGAAAGAUCCUGGUUUCAGCUGGAUCGAGGUGAAGAACAAGAUCCAUCUGUUCGUUGUGGACGACAGAUCAAACCCGGAAAGCGAAUCGAUAUACAGGAAAGUGAAAGAUGUGAUCAGAGACAUCAAGCAAGAAGGCUAUGUUCCUGAGACAGACUUCACGCUUGUGGACGUGGAAGAGGAGGAGAAAGAGCGAGCCUUGUACUACCACAGCGAGAAGCUUGCGGUUGCUUUCGGGCUUAUGAACACUCCUCCCUCCACACCGAUCCGUGUGAUCAAGAACCUACGCGUAUGUGGAGACUGUCACAACGCCAUGAAGUACAUAGCAAAGGUGUACAAUAGAGAGAUUAUACUGAGAGAUGCAAACCGGUUUCACCGGUUUAAGGCUGGUCAAUGCUCUUGUGGUGAUUUUUGGUAA
Messenger RNA from Microthlaspi erraticum, 2958 nucleotides. The record is from the annotation of a GenBank genome assembly. NCBI's taxonomy places the organism in Eukaryota, Viridiplantae, Streptophyta, Magnoliopsida, Brassicales, Brassicaceae.